This is a messenger RNA of Suhomyces tanzawaensis NRRL Y-17324, 1167 nucleotides long. RefSeq names its product ethanolamine-phosphate cytidylyltransferase (gene MUQ1). NCBI's taxonomy places the organism in Eukaryota, Fungi, Ascomycota, Pichiomycetes, Serinales, Debaryomycetaceae. The transcript is spliced from 2 exons. The record is from RefSeq and is a predicted model, not a curated record. Bases 1 to 1167 code for a protein of 388 amino acids. Gene Ontology annotation, cellular component: cytoplasm. Gene Ontology annotation, biological process: phosphatidylethanolamine biosynthetic process. Gene Ontology annotation, molecular function: ethanolamine-phosphate cytidylyltransferase activity.
AUGUACCAAAGGCCAGAAGGAAUUGAGAACUGCAAGAUCUGGAUUGACGGAUGCUUCGACUUCACUCACCACGGACACGCUGGUGCAAUGUUGCAAGCCAGGCAGCUUGGGAAGGAGUUGUAUGUCGGGGUCCACUCCGAUGAGGAGAUUUUAAAGAACAAGGGCCCGGUUGUCAUGAAGUUGGACGAGAGAAUGACAGCAGUGGAAGCGUGCAAGUGGUCCACAGAGGCCAUUCCGGAUGCUCCCUACGUGACUAUGCCAGACUUCAUGAGCCAGCAUGGGUGUAAGUAUGUUGUCCAUGGUGACGACAUCACCACCGAUGCUAAUGGUGAGGACUGUUACCAAACUGUCAAAGAUUUGGGGAUGUUUGUGGUUGUCAAAAGAACUCCCAAUAUUUCCACCACUGAUUUGGUGGGCAGAAUGUUGCUAAUGAGCAAGUUCCACCACUAUCUUCCAAUUACGGCAGGAAAUGUUAAGAACCACGCCUUGUUGGUUGAGGACAAUAGGGACAGGUUUGAGAAGUAUGCCACUGAUCAAACUGGCUUAAACCCAGGCUCCGGGGUGUACUUGAACAUCGACUCCGUGCCAGAGCUCGAGCAAAUCGUGGCUCCCUCUGAUGCUACCCAGCAAAAGUACAAGAAGGUCUACUACGUGGAUGGUGGAUUCGACUUGUUCCAUCCAGGACAUAUUGAGGCCUUGAAAGCAGUAAAGAAGGAAGCAGUCAAGGAAGAUGCCAGCAUCGUGAUUGGAAUCCACGAUGAUGCCGCUGUCAAUAAGCACAAGGGUUUGAACUACCCUAUCAUGAAUUUAUUUGAAAGAUCUUUGUGUGUUUUGCAAUGUCGUUACGUUGACGGAUUGAUCUUGGGUGCUCCAUAUACCCCAACCCAGGAGUUCUUAUCCAAGAUUCCCGGUACUGUGGUCAAGGUUUACCAUGGUCCUACCUCGCUUGGUGACACUGAUCCAUACACCGAGGUCAAACAAGCGGGAUUGUUUCAUGAGACUGGUCCCCACAAGUAUGACAACAUGAACACCGAGUUUAUUGUGGACAGAGUGUUAAACAAUAAGAAGGCGUAUGAAGAAAGACAAAAGAGGAAGGGUUGGAAAUCUGAAGUCGAGUUACAGUUGAGAGAGGCCGAAAAGGCCAAACAGGCCGCCCAAGCCCCAUGA